CAAUCCUUGUCAAUGGAAUAUCAAUAUGUAAUAGGAGGAAUUCUAGCUUCUGUUUUGGGGUUUGUACUGUUGAAUAGAUCAAGAGGAAUGAAGAAAACUAAAGAAGCAAAGGAAAAUAUGAGGGAUGAAGUUGUGAAGAGCUCAGAACAAGUGUUAUGCCAGUCGGAAAAUGCCACUAAUGCUGAUAUUAUUAUAGUUGGAGCAGGUGUUGCUGGGUCUGCUCUUGCUUACACUCUUGGCAAGGAUGGACGGAGAGUGCAUGUGAUUGAAAGGGACCUGACUCUGCCUGACAGAAUUGUUGGAGAACUUCUGCAACCUGGGGGUUACCUGAAAUUAAUUGAGUUGGGCCUUGAAGAUUGUGUAGAAGAAAUUGAUGCUCAACAUGUAUUUGGAUAUGCUCUUUACAAAAAUGGGAGAAGUACUAAACUAUCAUAUCCCUUGCAAAGAUCAGAUCCAGAUGUGGCUGGAAGAAGUUUUCACAAUGGACGUUUCAUUCAAAAAAUGCAUGAAAAAGCUGCAACUUUACCCAAUGUAAGACUGGAGGAAGGGACAGUAACAUCCCUACUAGAAGUAAAGGGGACAAUCAAGGGCUUGCAAUACAAAACUAAAAUUGGUCAACAACUUACCGCUUGUGCUCCACUUACAAUAGUAUGCGAUGGUUGUUUUUCAAAUUUGCGACGGUCUCUCUGUAAUCCUAAGGUUGAUAUCCCCUCCUGUUUUGUGGCAUUGAUCUUAGAGAAUUGCGAGCUUCCAUACCCAAAUCACGGACAUGUUAUUCUGGCAGACCCUUCACCAAUCUUGUUCUAUCGUGUUAGUAGCUCUGAAAUUCGAUGCUUGGUUGACAUACCUGGCCAAAAUCUACCAUCCAUUUCAAAUGGUGAAAUGGCUAAAUACUUGAAAACUGUGGUGGCUCCCCAGAUUCCCCAAGAGCUACGUGAUGCAUUUGUUUUUGCAAUUAACAAAGAAAACAUAAGAACGAUACCUAAUAGAAGCAUGCCUGCUGCUCCUCAUCCCACUCCAGGUGCUCUUUUGUUAGGGGAUGCAUUUAACAUGAGACAUCCUUUAACAGGAGGAGGAAUGACUGUUGCCCUAUCUGAUAUAGUCGUAUUAAGGAAUCUUCUAAGGCCUUUGCAUGAUCUGAGCGAUGCAUUUUCCCUUUGCAAGUAUCUUGAAUCCUUCUACACACUACGCAAACCUGUGGCAUCUACUAUAAAUACUCUGGCUGGAGCCUUAUACAAAGUAUUCAGUGCAUCAACUGAUCCUGCAAGGAAUGAAAUGCGUCAAGCAUGUUUUGACUAUUUGAGCCUUGGAGGUGUAUUUUCAAAUGGACCUAUCGCUUUACUCUCUGGACUAAAUCCUCGUCCGUUGAAUUUGGUUCUCCAUUUUUUUGCUGUGGCUAUCUUUGGUGUUGGCCGCUUAAUAGUUCCAUUUCCAUCAAUUCCACGCUUUUUGAUUGGGGCUAGAAUGAUCUCGCUUGCUGCAAAUGCAAUAUGUUACAUUGCUCAAGAUUUUUUGAUAAAAAAUAAGUCAGGAGUUGGUCAUUCAAGAUUCCACAUGGAUGGUUGUUGA
Hevea brasiliensis (rubber tree) is the source of this 1569-nucleotide messenger RNA. RefSeq names its product squalene monooxygenase SE1-like. The transcript is spliced from 8 exons. Gene Ontology annotation, cellular component: endoplasmic reticulum; membrane. The coding region runs from base 13 to 1569 and encodes 518 amino acids. NCBI's taxonomy places the organism in Eukaryota, Viridiplantae, Streptophyta, Magnoliopsida, Malpighiales, Euphorbiaceae. Gene Ontology annotation, molecular function: flavin adenine dinucleotide binding; squalene monooxygenase activity. Gene Ontology annotation, biological process: sterol biosynthetic process. The record is from RefSeq and is a predicted model, not a curated record.